UUCCUUAUUCCAAUCGGUUGAUUAUAAAUGACUACAGUCACACUUACACACUUACUUAACUAAAAAUGUUUGAGAAGGGUUUGAUAAAAAAAGAAGAAAACAUGUUUCAAGAGGAGAAGAGAAAAACAAACUAUGGAGCAAUAUUCUUGGUUUGCUUCUUUUGUUGUUUCUUUGCGUUCCAAUUCAUGAAAGUUGUAACAACAAAACCUUCAACAACAACAACAACAACAUCAUCCAUUUCCGUUAUCAAUAAUAGCCCAGUUACCUCCGGUAAACUCUAUGACAGGAGAGAAUUGUGGAGAGUUAGUCCACCGUCUACGUAUUGUCUCAAAAUCGAAUCUUUCACAAAACUCGCCACUUCUCCAAAUGCCGAGAAGUAUGAAUCUCGUCCUUUUCAAUCCGGUGGAUACAACUGGACAUUUAUUGUCUAUCCUAAAGGAAACGUUAAGGAUGGUGCUCCAGCUGGUUAUGUUUCGAUGUACGUCCAAAUAGACAAUUCAACACUCCUUAACUCUCCCAAAGAAGUUUACGCAGAAGUCAAAUUCUUCAUUUAUAACCGAAAACAGGACAAGUACUUCACAUAUCAAGAGACGGAUGCAAAGCGCUUUUUUCUAUUCAACCCAUCUUGGGGAUACGGUAAUGUUAGACCCUACGUUGACGUGGCCAAUCCCGCUGCUGGUUGGCUUUUUGACGGUGACAGUGUUGUAUUCGGUGUCGACGUAUUUGUCACUGAAGUUUUUGACAAAUGGGAAGUGUUCUCCUUCACUAACAAUUUGCAUAACCGCCUUCUUGAAUGGACGAUACCUAACUUCUACUCACUAAGGAAAUAUCUCUAUGUAUCUGACUUUUUCAUUAUCGGAGAAAGAAGCUGGGCUUUGACAGUGUAUCCAAGUGGCGAUGGGGAAGGACAGGGUAACUCAUUGUCGUUAUAUGUUUAUGCGGUUGGUGUUAAGCGGUAUGAAAAGAUUUACCUAAAAGCUAAGCUACGAAUUAUAGAUCAGAAAGAUUCAAAAGAUGUGGAGAAGAAAGUUGAAAGCUGGUCGGAUCAAGAAAACAGUUGGGGAUUCCAGAAGUUUGUACCGUUUGCUGAUCUUAAGAAUACUUCUAAAGGUCUUCUAGUGAAUGAUACAUUGAAGAUAGAGGUUGAAUUUGAAGAGUUCUCUAACACCAACUACUUCCCAAGUUAUGGUCUGCCUUGUGCAACCGAUUAGCCGAGCCGGAUAGCCUCAAACAAGACAAGAUAACCGGAUAGGCACACCCUUUGCGUUAAUAAUUGGAGGAUUGGUCUUCCUAAGGUAGGAGCCUAUCUACCACUUUCCCCUCAUGCUCUUUGUGUACUUGUUUCCUAUUUAAAUAAAUGAAAACCAAGAGUAAAAGCAGUAUUUAUCUACCUACGAAGCUAGUAAAAGCAAUUCUUCA
Molecule: messenger RNA, 1419 nt
Organism: Camelina sativa (false flax)
Lineage: Eukaryota; Viridiplantae; Streptophyta; Magnoliopsida; Brassicales; Brassicaceae
Molecular function (GO): protein binding
Source: RefSeq, a predicted model, not a curated record